AUGGCUUCAGACGAAUACCCACCCUACGUACCGAUGCCCUCGCUCCGCCACGAGCUAGGGCUGAUGUUCGGCUUCUUUUCUCUCUGCAUAGUGGUUAUAGGCACAUACGUUGCUCUCUGGCGUGUAUACCAAACCCGCCUAGCCGCGCAAGACCUCGCCCGCCGCAAAUCCAUCCGCAAAACCCCAACCCAACCACAACCACAACCACAACCACCCCUGGGAACAACAACCUCCGUAACAGCAGGCCGAAGCCCGAGUCCCAGCAACGCGCAAGAAAAAAUGUUCGACCGCAUCGGCAUGCCCGAGAAUCGCGUCGAGCUGCCCGUCCACGGCAUGGAGAUGUACACGGCUAGGAAGGGGUGCAUGAUCACAUCGCACAUCAGGAGUCCGUUUAGUCGGUCUACGCCGCUGAGCUCUGCUGACUCUGUUGGUCUGCUUGGGAGUGGCGAGGAUGGGUCUAGAGCUGUCGGUUCAGGUAUUGUCGGGAUGGCGCUGGGGGGAGGGAGGAGUCUGGAUCGGAGUCCUUUGCGGGUUGAUGGGUUUCGGUCGGCGAGUCCGGCGGGGAGGUUUGGUGGGAUUGGUCUGCCUGUUGAGAUUGGGCCUGCGCCUAGUCGGGAGUAG
Molecule: messenger RNA, 621 nt
Organism: Penicillium verrucosum
Lineage: Eukaryota; Fungi; Ascomycota; Eurotiomycetes; Eurotiales; Aspergillaceae
Exons: 2
Coding region: 1-621 (206 amino acids)
Source: RefSeq, a predicted model, not a curated record